This is a messenger RNA of Chlamydomonas reinhardtii, 2439 nucleotides long. RefSeq lists its product as uncharacterized. The record is from RefSeq and is a predicted model, not a curated record. NCBI's taxonomy places the organism in Eukaryota, Viridiplantae, Chlorophyta, Chlorophyceae, Chlamydomonadales, Chlamydomonadaceae. The transcript has 5 exons. Bases 210 to 716 code for a protein of 168 amino acids.
UCUCUUCUCGCAGUAACUUAGUAGAUUGUUCGUGUCCCCGAAUCAAACAGCUUCCGAAAGGCCCCUUUAAUUGAAUUCCUCCUCCUUUGCUCCAGCUCCCAGGACUAAAUCAAACCGGAACUUAUAAUAUGUCGCACCAACUCCUCGGCCGCGUGUCGGUAGCGCCGGGCAGCACGGUACCAAGAGCGGCAUUCCGGCCUAAUCGGCCGAUGCGCCGGCCUCGUUCUCGUGACAUCGUGGUUGCGUUCCUGGAUGACCACAAAGGCCACAAGGGUGACCACCACACCUACCACAGCCAGGACCCCCUCUCGGUACAUCUCUUUAUGCCCUACAAGCACCUGCCGGCGGACGGUCUGGUAUGCCAACCUGAAGAGGCUGCAUGUGACCCCUCUGAGCGCAAUUGCAAGUCCGUCAUCUACACGUAUGAGGCGAAGUGUUAUGCCUGCUAUGGAACCGGCUUCGUCAAGGGGCAUUCAAACGGACGCCGCGCCAGCCUCAGCAUGUGCAUGGUCUGCCUUGGCCUGGGCUAUGUACGUCACACCACGGCGCGCCUCCCGCCGGACGUCACCGCCAAUGGCUUUGAGACCAUGACGAUAGCCCGCCCGCAGCUGGACGAGGGAUUGAAGGCGCAGAUUGCGGAGAAGAUUGCGCGGCGCCAGGCCGUCGUGGAGGCGCACCGAAAGCUGCAAGCGGAGCAGGAUGCGGAGCAGCAGUAGGGCUGCCAGGGAUGAAGGGAGCAGGGAAGCAGCUGCAGGAUCAUGAGUGCAGGAGCAUGUAGCAGCUGUGGAAGGGCGGCACCGCCCAAGUGCAUGUGGUUCGGGCCCAAGCGCAGUCCUUGUGAUGUAAGGCGGGCACUUUGCAUGUGCAGCAGGCUGGAGUACAGGAUAUCGGCAUGCUGCUCCUGGUUUGCUUGCGACGGGCCCAUACAUUAUGACGGGUAAGCGCGGGGCAUGGCGCAGUCGAGUGCUGGGGACCCAGGGGGGGCCUGGGGCCGGCGUCGUCACGGGCAGUAGGUGGACGAAGCGCUGGGUUGUCUCGUGUCAUGCAGAAGGCCUAACACAGCAUCUUCACGUUGUGAGCACUCGGCAUACUACACAACUAGACCUUAGCGAUUACGUGCGUACACAUUACUACAGACAAGGCAAGGUCGCGUGUGAAAACCAUGCUGUGAGCUUUGGGGUAUGGUGUGGUGUGCAUGUAGAAUAAGAAGAACUCUCGGGUAUUGCGUAGGACAUAGUCCACGUGCCUGCAGAGGUCGGCGGGCUUGAUGCAACACGAUAGCCGUGCUGCGCUCUCGACAAGCACUUGCCGUACUGGCUGCUACGAGACAUUCUUGUGGCCUCGGUGCACCUUCAACGAAUUGGGCUGCUUGCAUGUGCCGUGUGUGCGUCAAAGAUUGGGGACGCAGCAUGUUCGGAUGGAACAUGUCCAGCUGGUGGCUGCAUUGGCCCUAAGUGCUAUUCCACAUACCGUUAGAACUUGCGCUGUGUUGCUGAGUAAUGAGGACCGGUCGAUGGCCGCGCACAUAGGCGCACACAUUCAUGGGCGUGCGUAGGUGUCCUGGCAGGUCAGGCCUUGCUGGCAUCGGCGUGCGUGUGAAGAUGGUAGGUCUGGAGGAAUGCCAACUGAGCACCCGAACAUGUACCGUAGUAAACGUAUUAACUACGGUAUGUCCUUGUUGCACGGCGGCGUUUAUUAAGCUCUGCUCCAUGUAUUGACAGCCUUCUAUGGCACCAUGCGGUUCUUGCACGUGCUUAGCUUGCCAGCCCCCUGUCCCCUUACGACCAUGAUGACCAGGAAUAGCAGUAGCGACAGGAAGGGCGGAUUGGACCAGGCGGUGGCAAGUGGCGCCAGUCGGCGGCGGCCUGACCGAUGCAAGGACGGUGCUUGCCUGCUGCAAGCGACAGCAAGGGAGUCAGGGGUGCGGGGCUUGGGGCUUCAACCUGCCGUGCCCGUUUGUACCUUGAAUGAGCAGUGUUGUUUCCAAGUCAUUGGGGCAUUUGGGUGGGUGUGGAGUGCGAGUGCACCGUUGGACGUUUACAAUGAUACCCUUGCACGCAAUGGGACUAUGGGAGUGCGGACACACCACACGCGCAGCAAACAACCGCCACGACCGUUCGCGUACCAACUCUUGAACCGCCAGUGUUGGCAGUUGACAGGUAUCGGCAUCAAUGAGAGAACAUUGCACGGUCGCAAGACUCGCAACCAGGCUCAACAUUGGCGUAUAGAAUACGUGACGACGCGGAGGGAGGCGGCUAAUAUGGAGUGGUCUCGGCACGUCACACGUGAGCAAUGGAAAGGGAGCAGGGGUGGCUUUACCCCUGGCGUUGCGUGUCAGCGAGUCUGUCGAAACUUCUCCGCGGCUUUGCUCGGCAUCGUGCUAACGUGGCUGACUGGUAAAAUGCGAGGACGGCUUAAGCUUUUGGAGAGGCUCGCCAG